This is a messenger RNA of Zymoseptoria tritici IPO323, 1048 nucleotides long. RefSeq lists its product as uncharacterized. Gene Ontology annotation, molecular function: oxidoreductase activity, acting on the CH-OH group of donors, NAD or NADP as acceptor. The record is from RefSeq and is a predicted model, not a curated record. NCBI's taxonomy places the organism in Eukaryota, Fungi, Ascomycota, Dothideomycetes, Mycosphaerellales, Mycosphaerellaceae. The coding region runs from base 1 to 987 and encodes 328 amino acids. The transcript is spliced from 3 exons.
AUGCGCGCCAUCUCCACCACUGCUUCGAGCAAGCUCCAGCACUCGCAGUCAAUCACCAAUCCUAACAUUAAGGUGACGCACUUCGAGGACGGCAAGCGUGUCCAGGAGAACGUGGAAGUCGAUGUCGGCGCCGCCGCUCCGAUCGUCGCAGCUGAUGUACCGUACAUCGCCUCUGGUCUGCAGGCCAAGGUCCGUGAGGCUCUGCCCACUACCAUCAAGAACUUCACCCUCGCCGGCAAGACUGCGAUCGUCUCCGGUGGUGCUCGUGGACUCGGCCUGAACAUGGCGCAGGCUCUGGCUGAGGCUGGAGUCGACAACAUCGCACUCAUCGAUGUCAACGAGGAGGCUGGAGUCAAGGCCGCGCAAGAUCUCCAGGACCAGACCGGCGUGAAGGUGAUCUUCGUCAAGGUGGAUCUCCGCAACGAUGAAGACAUCCAGGCCGCUGUCACCCAGGUCGCUCAGACUUUCGGCGGCAUCAACGUGCUGGUCAACUCGGCUGGCAUCGCGGAGUCGAACAUUCCCGCCGAGCUCUACGACGGCCAGGCAUUCCGCAAGACGAUCGAUGUCAACCUCAUCGGCUGCUUCGUGCUCAACCAGGCCGUGGCACGCGAGAUGAUCAAGGGAGGAGAGGGCGGAUCCAUCGUCAACAUCGCGUCGAUGUCGGGCACGAUUGUCAACUACCCCCAGCCCCAGUGCGCGUACAAUGCAUCCAAGGCCGCCGUCAUCAUGCUCACCAAGUGCCUCGCGGCUGAGUGGGCCCCGCAUGCCAUUCGCGUCAACACCAUCAGCCCUGGAUACAUGGAUACAGCCCUCAACCGCGUUCCCGCGCUCGAUGCACAAAAGAAGAUCUGGGUCGCCCAGACUCCCCAAAAGCGCCUCGGAGCGGUGUCUGACCUCAACGGCUUGGCAGUUUACCUCGCCUCGGACGCCUCCGCAUACAUGACGGGCAGCGACUCGAUCAUCGACGGCGGAUAUACCGUUUGGUAAACCAUCCACCAGUCUUCACACAUCACACUCACGACCUUUCCUCUGUCUCAUGCAUCAAGGG